UCAAGUGGAGCGAUCUAUGGGCUUCUUGCAGUUUACCAACACGACAAUGGCCGAAUUGUCCGUAUAAGAUAUUUUUUAUUGGCUCAUACAUCUAAACCUGCCAUGUCUUUGGUUUUAAAAAUGGCGUAUACAAGCUUUUUGUUUGCCGGUUUACGCUGUUGAAUGAUUAGUUUCCGAGACCCUGUGCGUGAUUGAACAACACGUUAACGUGAAUAUGAGAAUAAAGUACAUGUGUAGGUACAAUAAUCUACACCAUGGAUCCGUGAACAUAUUUUUUUAGCGUUAUGGUGAAUUAGAAUGGUGCCUGUGGUUUGUCAAGCUCGCACGUCGACAGGUUACCCGUUUGAAACGUAAAUAUCAUCUAGCGGGCGUUUUAUAUUUCAGAUAUGACAGCGUCGCAAAAUAGUAGAUAAUGGAGAGUUCAGAAGACGAUGCGGGCGCCGCAACGAACGCUUCCCGCCGUGUAUCGGCGCGGGAAAAGGACGUUGGACAGAUUGAGGACGUCAAUGCAACUAGUAGUUUACAGCAGGACCCAUCUGAACCGAGAACAUCAUGUGAAACCCCCGCAAUGUCGGAGGAUAAUUUUGAUGGGGACAGCGUUCCUUCCCCAUCGACGCAAGAUGUCAACACAAGCACGGAAGCGAUUUUGGAUAUGAUAGACGAGAUUGUUGAUGGACCCGGAGCACCGAAGCGUUUACCUUUUUCCCUUGAAAACGACACCGACAGUAGAUUUGCCGGUGGAGGAGACUCUGAUAUAACAGUACAUAAUAUAAACAGAGGUGACAGUUCUUUAAAAUCCCAGAAUUCAGCCCCUGCCACAAGUGCCAAAAUCGAAGAAGAACAAAACUUACAAAUAAAUUCACCCAAUGAUCUGACAUCUCAAAGUGAAGUUUUGGCAGAUGUGAAAGUGAGUAGUGUAGAAUUGCCACAAACAAGUUCAUCCAUACUCAAUAGUAAUGACUUAGAAGUGUCAAUAGAUACUCAAAAAUAUGCAGUAUCAUGUUCAGAAGAGCUUCAGAGCAUUUCUGUUCCAAAUAUUCCUUCCAGCAGUAUUGUACAGACUGUGCAAAGUGUAAUAGAAACUGAGAGUUCACCUUGUGAAAGGACAGUGAAAUGUGUGACAUCUAGUGAUAAUCGAGACAAUGUUAUAGUGGAAAGUGCUGAAUCAACGUCAAGUGACAAUAGUAUUAGUGAGGGAAAAGUCCCUAUAGUGGAAUCUUUAACGAGAUCACCAUUGCGACGUAGACUUGUGCGUCCCUUGCCAAACAGGCCAGAUUCUACUGUAUCGUCCACAGUAGACUCAAGUAUUAAUGUCGACACAUCCGAACAGGCAAGUGAUUCUAUCAUUAAAGAUGUAUCUAGCUCUUCGGAUGCUGUGCCCUCUGUACAUGGUAAUGUUAAGCCAGAAGAGAUUAGAAGUGUAAGCGAAGUUAGUAUCUGCAAAGCAGAAACAUCAAGCAGUCCGACUAAAAAAAUUAAACUCAUUAGACAAAAAAUUAUUCCUCAAACAAGUUGUACACCGACUGAUCAAAAACUUGAUAAGGAACAUAUACAAGCACAAAGUGAUCAAUGUCAAUCAACUUCAUCUGAAUCACUGAUAACUAUAGAGCCUUCUGUAAAGUCUGUAAAUGAGGACAGGACAUUAGAAUCUGUUGUUUCUUGUGAUACUAUUCCUGAAAACUUUUCUGAAAAAUCUCCUCCACAGGAAUUGGAAGUAUUACCAGAAAGCACAAAAGAGACAUCUCAAAAAAGUGAAAAAGCAGCUCAAGUAUGUAUUAGUCAUACAGAUGUUUUACCUGAAAUAAAUUGUUUAGAAACUGAGAAAAGAUUACCACCAUUAAAAAUUAAUAUAUCAACUUCAAAUGCUUCAGAAUAUACAGAAUCAACUAGUGAAACUACGGGCACAGAAAAUCUUGUUAGUGGUGAUGUUAGUGUAAAUUCAGAUGAGUCGGACUUAACAAAACAAGUACCUAAAUUAACAAUUAAAUUGAGUAACAAACAUACAGAAGAAAUCAAAACCCCGGUACCAAAAUUGACAAUAAAACCCAUCAGGCCUCCAAAAGAAUGUAUCAGUGAACCAGAUGUUAAAGAUAAAGAACAAAUACCUCACAUAACUAAAUUAAAUAUUAAACCGCUUUUGAAACAGCCCGAAAGAAUAAAUGAGAUUCAUCGAAAAUCAAGUAGUAGUGAGAUAUCAGAGUCAGAGUAUUCUGAAAAUGAUGAGAGCACAAGUACAUCUGACCAAGCAUCUGCUUCUGAUCAAGGAUCAUCAGAAAUAGUGCCUAAAGUAACAAUUAAACUUGGUAAACCAGGCACUGAAUCUGAGGGACAGUUCUAUACGGAGAAGAAUGUACCAAAAGUAACAAUAAAAGCAGUACAAAAUUGUGAGCUUCAAGAGCAAUCUUCUCCAACGAAAAUGAAAGUUAUUUUAAGUCAGCCAGAAGAUACACAAACAGAUAAAAUACCAAAAUUUACAAUUAAAACAGUAGCUAAAAGUGAAAGCCAACCUCUCAGUCCUAAACUGAUUAUAAAGCCUAUUAUAAAACCUCUAGAUGAAACAGGAACAGAAAGUACAGUUGAAAACUUCCGAUCUCCUGAUAUACCAAAACUCAAAAUAUCAACGGAAAGUGUUUCAACCAGUGUUGAAGUUAAAGAUGUAGUUCAUGUACCUAAAAUAACCAUUAAGCCAGUUUCUAAGUCUGAAUCAGAAGUUUCAACUAAAAGUAAAAAGUCGCUACCUUAUGAAAACACUGAGCAUUUUCCCAUAGUAACAAAAUUAAAUAUUAAGCCUGUUAUAAAACCUUCUGACAAUAUUCCAUUAUCUGAGGGCUUGGAUGACAAAGUUCCUGUAGUUUCGAAAUUAAAUAUUAAACCUAUAGUGAAACCUAAAGAUAACGAAAUAGAUUGUAGUAAAGACGAUGUACCUAAGAUUACAAAAUUGAAUAUUAAACCCUUAAAAAGCCCUGAAAUAAAUUCUUCUGAAGAAAAAGACUGUGAUGUUUUAAAAACUGAUGUAGAUGAAAAUAGUAUACCUGUUAUUACUAAACUUAAUAUUAAGCCUAUUGUUAAGCCAUUAGAUGAAGAUUCUCUAAAAGAUAAUGAAAAUCAAUCCUCUGAAACAGGAAACUCAAGUGAUGAUAAUGCUGAUCAAAUACCUAUAGUUACAAAAAUUAAUAUUAAGCCUAUAUGUAAACCAAAUGAUAUGGAAGAGUCAGGACCAAGCGUUAAGAAGGAAGAAAAUAUUCCAGUGAUUACUAAAUUAAAUAUUAAGCCUUUAAUAAAACCUGAUGACAACAUAUCUCCUCUAUCACCUAAAAAAGAAAUCUCAAAAGUUACUUCUACAACAACUAUGAUUACUAAAUUAAAUAUAAAACCUGUUUUAAAGCCUGAAGAAAUAAAAGAAAAAGAAUCAUCAACAUCAAACGAAAUUGAAGAAACUCCUUCAAAAAAUCCUCCAUUAGUAAUGAAAUUUAAUAGAAAAUCGGUUGUAAAUGAAAGUCAAUAUAGUAUUGAUAAAAAUAAUGAACAUGAACAUUGUAAUAACAUCAGUGACUCUAUUCCUGUAGUAUCUCAAGUAAGUUUACUGUCAGAUCACAUUAGCACUGAAUUAAAAGAACCAGAUGUAAAUUGCAAGUUCAGUGAGCAGAGUACAAAUGAGAGUCCUUCAGGAUCAUCACUAGUAAACGAAAAUUGUAUUACUUUGCUUCAAACGAAAGGAGAAAGCUUGCCUUGUACUAAAGAACAAGUUUUAACGCCUCUUUUAAGUGACAAUUUAUUGAAGAUAGUUACAGAAACCCAGCCACUUUCACAAGAAGCAAAGAUAAAUAUGGCUGAUUUUUCCUCACAUCUCAUGCCAACAAAUUCUAAAGAAUCUUUAGAAAAUGAAGUAGCAGACAGGAAUACACAUGAUAAUACAAUCAAUUUGCAAUCAGAUUUAAUUUCAAUAUCACAAACUCCUGGUGAUAGAGUAAAACAAAAAAGCAGUCCCAUGAGGCAAAACUGUACUUUACUUAAAAAAUUAUUAGAAACUAGAAAAGAAAAAGGUCUGGACGGAGAAGUGGGAAAUAAAAUGAAUGCUGCCAUGUUUUCGUCGUCAUUAUUGAUAGAUCCCCCUAAAUCACCCACAAAAAAUAUAAAUGUUAAAAAUGAUUUACUUUUAGAAAAAAAUAAGUUAGAAACAGAAAACGAUACAGCUGACUGCAGUCGAAUGAAAGACAUGAGAACGAAUGAUGUAAGCUGUAGUAUAGCGCCUUUAAAAGUACGUUCUAUGCAAGAACUUUGUAAAGAAGCAAAUGAAAAUAUUACGAAACCUCUCGAAAUUAACAUUUCGGAUAAAAUUUCCCAUCAAAGUCCUGACCAAGAUUCUCCGAGAAUAAUAUUAAAAAUUAAUAAAACUGAUCAAGGAGCAUCAGCAAAAAUUAUCACGGAAGAAACAAAAAAAUCUGAUCAAUCUUAUUCACCUGAAAAUACUCAUGACAUGGUUAAUGAUGCUCAUCAAAGAAAGAACCUUAUAAAUAGCAGAAGAAAACCUCACGCAGAUACUCCAAUGCCAAUGGGUAAAAGAUUAAGAAGCUCAAGGGUAUUACAGACUUCAGAAAAGUCUCCCUUGGCAAAGCGAAACAUGGGCAAAAGACCUUCAACUACGGAAACAAGCCCCCCACAAAGCAAAGAAUCUGAGUAUUCUGUGCUUGAAAUAAAGAGAAUAAAGCUUGGCCAACUUUUGUCUAACAAAUCAUUAACAAUUACACCUUUAGUUGCAAAAACAUCACCUAUAUCACCACCCGGGAAACCUUUGGAAAUAAAACAAGGAGGCAGAAAUCAUUCACUUUUAAAUAAUGAAAAUUGUGCUAAAAAUGGAAGCUCUGAAAUACAUAACAUUUUAACAAAACAAGCAAAACAGUUACAAGCUAUGCCUUUUAGUGACCUUAAUCACACUGAAAACAACCAAAGUCUAAGCCCUGAUUUAAAGUCGAGUACUUCGACUUGUAGUCCAGAUUUAUUAUCGGACAGUAUAUCCGUUGAAAAAACUAGACCCGAGGUUCAAAUGAUAUUCAAUGAUAACUCCGAAUCUCGAGAUUUUAGUAUGGCACCCGAGGAAAUCGUUCGGGAUCCACUAGAAGUUGAUAAUAUAAAAACUAAUGACUUCUUACACGACAUUCCUAAACCUGUAGAAAUGACACCACAACCCAAAAAGCGUGGACGCCCGCGAAAAUUACCUGUUUCAGAAGGUUCGAAAACGGUCAUCAGCCUUCCUGUAACAGCACUCGAAGAACGACCCCAGCGAUCACUUCGGUUAUCUAGGGAUCGUCCAGUGAUACUUGUGAAACCGAGAGGCAGAGGUCGUGGACGAGGUCGCCGAUUAGACACAGAGUCGAAUUCUACGUCUACGGCAGAGCCUGUUGUAGAGACUGCAAACAAAUUCUUUAUUGAGCAGAAACAGGAAGAGGAAAUAGAUCCGACGAGCUCACGCAUUAAAUUGCCACGUAUGACGGAGGCGCUUGAUAAAAUGCCAUCCGUAUGUUCUACACCCCUGACAAGUAGAAGACGAAAUUCCUCGACGGAGCUACAGCUUUUUGGUAGCUCUCCAGAUUUAAAAGUCGUUUUGGAGACGACGCUACCUAAAAUGGAAGAUCCAUUUUUAAAAUCGGCGGAGAUGAUAAGCGAGGGUAGAGGUCGUGGGAGCAGAGGAGGUCGAGGUAGCCGCGGAGGAAGAGGUCGCGCAGCAGCGCGUAGUCCGCGCGGCCGCGGCCGAGGUCGAGGCGGCGGUAGAGGCGCGAUGUACAUGAAGGAAACAAUGGGGAUUUAUGGAAGAGUAUGUGGUCCAGCAACAACGACUGUUCAGUUAUUUGAAGAAGAGACAUGCAUGAUGGACGACAACGCUACUCCCGCUAAGCCUUCACAUUUACUCGACGAAGAUUCUCAGAGCUCCGUAAAAAGUUUGACCAACGAUAGUAGUAAAACAAGGAAGUCUAAAUUUGCAGAUUUGUUUGAUAGCAAUAAAGUAUGGACGGCCGCUGAUGUUAAAGAAUACACAUGGCCACCACCUGAAAAAUUGGAAGGGGAACCUCAGGUUAUGAUGAUACAAGAGCAAGUAGCGAUGUUCCUGAGUGUGAAGAGUUUUAAGAGAAGGUAUCCAGAGUUGAAAAGACGAACUAUUACGGGAGAAGAGAGGGACUAUGUGCUUAGCAAGGGACUAGUCACGGAAGCCCUCUGUGAUCUCGGUAUAACGGCAGUAGAUGCGAGCGAAGUUUUAGAUAUAAUGCUUUCUGAUUAUCCGCACAAAUAUGAGGAAUUCAGAAGUCAUCAACGCGAGAAGCAACUCGCUGAACCGAUAGAAGACACGAUUGAAGAAACAAAGGUUGAAAUGAAAACUGAAAAGACAGAAAUUAAGGAACAAAAAAUCGUUGAGCAGAAACCGGAACCGCCGAAGAUUGAUCCCGAGAAAACUAGACAGGACAUGGCGGCGGCGGCAAUCGCGUCGGCGAGCGAGUGGAACGCGCGCCUGAACGCGUUGCGACGGCCCGCGUGCGCCGACCUGCAGUCGCUGACGGUGCAGCGCCGCCGCCCGCCGCCCGCGCCGCCCGCGCUGCGCGUGCGCCCGCCGCACGGCUUCUACCCGCACGCGCUGCUGCCCGGCCAGUAUCAGCACUGCUACCGCGUCUACGCGCCGCAGGACCUCAGAUAUUUCCCCCUGAACACGGCGCUGGCGGCCCCGCCCGCGCCUGCCUCCCCGCCGGAGUCCAGCUCGGAGUCCGAGGCGGAGUGGGGCUCGCGCUGCUCCUCGUCGGACUCGGACCACGACAUGCUGAGGAGCGCCAAGCGAAAAAAAUUGACAAAAACCAAAAGAAGCAGCCAAGCGGAGGCUUCGACGGUGGCCAUCAAGGACGAGGAAGUUGACACGUGCCGCGUGUGCAAAUUGCGGCUCGAGGCCAACCGCAAGUACACGCACGAGCGCUUCCUCGUCUGCGCCAACUGCAACGCUAAGCUGCACCCGUCGUGCGUGGAUCUGAGCGCGGACACGAUCCGCAAGUGUCGCGAGUACGCGUGGCAGUGCGCCGAGUGCAAGACGUGCUGCUCCUGCGCACGACCCGCCGACGACGACAAGAUGCUGUUCUGCGACCUCUGCGACCGCGGCUUCCACAUCUACUGCGUAGGCCUGCAAGCCGUGCCCACAGGUCGCUGGCACUGCGUGGAGUGCGCCGUGUGCAAGUCGUGCGGCGCGCGCGAGCCCGGCGGGCCGGACGCGGAGUGGCACCACCAGACCCGGCGCGGCCCCGGCGGACACAAGCUCUACUCGCACUCGCUGUGCACGCCCUGCGCCAGGGCGUAUCGCAUCGGUCGCUACUGCCCGCUGUGCGAUCGCUCCUUCAUCGGGCCAAAGGGGACCAUGCAGCUCGUCAUUUGUAAGCUCUGCGAUAGGCAACUGCAUCAAGAGUGCGUUAGGGCGACGGGCAGCGCGCUGCACGUGCUGGACUACACGUGCGGCGAGUGCCGGCGCGGCGGCAUCACGUCGCGCGCGGCCGCCGUCCGCCUGGCGCCGCGCACCAUCGCCACGCUCUUCAUGGCCAAGCGCCGCUUCAACAAGUACGCGCACCGCCAGUACCUGCAGAGCCGUCUGCGCCCCGACGACGGCGCCCCCUAGUAUAUGUAUAGCGUAGGUACUUCGUUACGUCUAACUCUCGUUCGCUUCGGUAAUAUGACUUUCAAUCGUAGGCUAUGUGUACGUGGCGACGUAUGAACUGUACAGUAAUUUAAUACUAACUUCACUAUAUGGGUAGCUGGGCAAUCAUACUAUUUUAAUAUUAAUAUUUUUUUUAAUGUUAGCGAGACAGAUCAUGUAUGCGUCCCCGUGUUAUUUAUGUCGAAGGAGAAUAGGGUACGAGAGAUCGAGUAAUGUGCUGUUGUUUUGUUAUGGAAAUUAAUUCAUCGAUUCUGACAUUAUUGUUUAUAUGUGUGUGGUUUAUAUAAAGGAAAGUAUCUUAAUUAGAAUGUUUUCUCUACAAAUAAUUUCUCGAAAACUGGAAAAUAAACUGUAUAUUAUAAAAAUCUGCCUUUUAAUGCAUUUGUAAUGCAAAUUCUUUGUUUAGAGAUUGGCAAAAAAUAGCAAAUCAUUUUAAAAAUGAUCUAAAAAAAGAAGACAGUGCGCAUUUUCUUUUUGAUUUUAGGUUAAUUUUAGGGUAUUGUUAAUUUUGCUUAAUAAGGUAUUUAUUUUAGUUAUUACUUUUAUAUGGAUACAACUGUAUACAACUUAUACCCGAUAAUCAUUAUUCAUAUAUAUUUAUAUAUAUAUAAUUAUAUGUAUUAUAAACUAUAAUCGAGCAUAAACGAAAAAUAUGAAAAUAUUCACUUGCGGAUGACUGUGAUGUCCAAAAUGAAUUUAUUUACUUAUAAAUAAAUAAAAAUUUACAGAAUUUAUCCGAUUCCCAAUACAUAAUGAUUAAUUUUAGCUGUUUAUAAAAUUGUUGAUUAAAAACUAUAUUACUAGAUCGUUAGGUUUUUUUUUAGUUUAAUUAUAUGAGUGAAAUCCAGCAGCUCUUCUUCCAAGUGACAAUUUAUUUCGCUUAAGACAAAAUGCUAGUUGAAUAACAAAAGUUAUUCCGGUUCUGAAAUAAGCUAUUCUAAUUUUAAUAAUAAAAUUAUGUUACGAAAGUUUAAAUUGUAAGUCUUUAUUAUAAAUAAAUCUUAAUCUUAAUCUCUUCUUUUUCAGUUCCAGUACCUAGCUAGCAUUUUGACUUAAUUUCAAAGUACAAAACAUAGGCUACAUUUAUCUUCUAAUUUAUUAACAUUCGCCCCGGAAAUUGUACAAGCCCAAUGAUUAAAGAUUAUAAUAAAAUAAAUUAUAUAGCAAAGAGCAUAGUAUCUUUAUUUUGAUUAUGAGAAAAUUAUUUAUUCAAACCAUUUAUAUAGUAUUACAUAGACGAAUUAGGCAUUAUUAAUUUCCUGGGCGAUGCUCAAGAUUUAUCAAGACUACUACACAUAUUUUCGAAACAAUGUCCUGUGAAUCUGCAUUGUUAUAUUACAUGUAAGGAUUGACUUAAUCCUAUAAUACGGUUGUCAGUCACGUUUUAUAGAAUUUGUUUUUCAAUUCAUCUUAAUAAAACUUUUGCUAAUAAAAUAUAAUGGCUACUCGACAUUUCAAUUAAGUUUUUUUUUUUUUUGGUUAAAUUCUUAAAGUAUUAUUUACAUCAAAUUUUUUAUUCAGUUUUUUUUGUGACAAAAAGGAGUUUGUUAAGUUUUUUUGGAAAACAAUUCUAUAAUACAUUGACUCCAAUUUGAUGAGCAUAAACCAACUUAGGAGCAUUUUAUAAAGUUUAUGCGUUCUCUGUACUUACGAUACUUUCUGCGCGCUAUCGUCUUUUAACCACUGCUGAGUGCAAUCUAUCCCCAGUUUGUUGUGUAUUAUAACUUGUAUUAGAAAUAUAAUCAGUAACUUCAACUAAUACUGAUUAAGUGUAAUGUAUCGAGUUUAGUUUAUAAUUAUGCUUUCUUUAUUAUUAAUCAUAAUUUACUUAGUGACAAUUUUAAGAUAAAAAUGAUGUCAACUGAUUAUUUCAUCAAAUCAUGUAACUUUUUUAUGAUAUACACAACUGGUUUCGGUGUCUCGACACCACAAAUCCGCAUUGCUUUAUUGACACAGGUGAAUAAGACUUACUUGUAAGAGAAAUAAUUAUAACUUUUAUGUCUACUUAAUGCAAGUGUAAACGUUCUAGAAAUCUCGCACUGUUCGGUCAAUUUUGUAAAAAAAUAAAGUAAAUUUAAUUUGA
Messenger RNA from Nymphalis io (European peacock), 9764 nucleotides. RefSeq lists its product as uncharacterized. Bases 413 to 7642 code for a protein of 2409 amino acids. Lineage: Eukaryota; Metazoa; Arthropoda; Insecta; Lepidoptera; Nymphalidae. The transcript is spliced from 14 exons. The record is from RefSeq and is a predicted model, not a curated record.